Messenger RNA from Theileria orientalis strain Shintoku, 1005 nucleotides. RefSeq lists its product as uncharacterized. The coding region runs from base 1 to 1005 and encodes 334 amino acids. The record is from RefSeq and is a predicted model, not a curated record. Lineage: Eukaryota; Apicomplexa; Aconoidasida; Piroplasmida; Theileriidae. The transcript is spliced from 8 exons.
AUGAUGUGUUUAGUUUGGACAGCUAAAGGAGUAGAUAAACUGUUGGAUAAUCGAAGAGAAGCAAGUUUAGAAAAACUGAACCAAUUUCCGAGCACAUUAUUAUUCAAUGAACCUAAGAUUGUUAAAAUGAGCAUUGGCCAAAAACACUCAGCAUUUAUAUCAGAUGACGGGUCCCUGUACUGUUCUGGAAAUAACGAGUACGGACAGUGUGGAAGCAAACCAAUGAAUGUGACAACAGAAAGCACAUUUUUAGUAUACUCAAAGGACGAGAAGAAAGAAGAUAUAGUGCCACUAAGAAAGGUGGAAUUUAAGGAAAAGGUAAAAAUAAAGGACGCAGUAUGCGGUGCAACACACACAUUAUGCGUCGACACACAAAACAAUAUUUACUCGUUUGGAGACGACUCGUCAAUACAAUUGUUCUUUGGAGAUAGCAGAGGAAGAUCAAAUAAAUUCCAUAGAGAUUACGCAGGAUUCUUCAAGGACAAAGACUACGGUGUAACAUCCCCAAUAGUAUAUGGGCAGAAAGAAAGGCACCUACAAUACGUGCCAGUGAAAGUUAAUAACUUGGGAUUCUUGGAUAAGUACCAACAAAUAAUUAAGGAUUCCAAGGUGAAACUAGCAGCUGGGGACGGGUUUACAGUUAUUUCAAUACAACCGGAUGACGAGAGAGGGAAUGAAUCAGUAAUUUUGUCAAGCGGAAAUAACACAUUGGGGCAGUGCGGAACCUUAGAUACAACAACAUACGUGGCAAAGAAGGUUAAGCUGCCAGAUAAAUCAAACUGCGAAGAAAUAACGUGUGGAAAGGCACACUGUAUGGUGCUGACAAAGAGUAAUAAAGUAUGGGCUUGGGGAAACAAUCAAGAAGAUCAAAUAUAUCCAAUGAAAAAAAAUAUCGUCCACACGCCGGAAUCAGUGAAAGUCACACACACGGGGGAGGGUUCCCAGGAACCAAGAGUAGAGUAUAUAAAGUGCUCAUACAACAAUAGCGUGAUAAUAACUAGCUAA